Molecule: messenger RNA, 1138 nt
Organism: Symbiodinium necroappetens
Lineage: Eukaryota; Dinophyceae; Suessiales; Symbiodiniaceae
Source: the annotation of a GenBank genome assembly
GUAUCCCUUGCUCACAGUCGCGUUGCGGGCACUCUGCAAGUCAAUGGCUUCACUGCACUUCAACAGCUCGACUUAUCCGGAACUGCGGUCACCGGCUGGGUGGCGAGCAUGGAUGAGUGCUGCGAGAAUCUGCUCGAGAUAAACCUGGCGGGCAGCCACAUCAGCAUCAUCCUGGACGACGAGGUGGAUGCCGCCGGCAACAACAUUUAUGCGAACGCAGACCUGCUUCCCAAACUCCACAAGCUUGAUGUCAGCAACACGUCUCUGAACGCCUCGGUAUCUCAGCUUCUGUAUUCGCUGGCGGAUGUCCCCAUCUCAACCCUGGUAGCCAACAACUGCAGUGUCCGCGGAGCCGUUCCGCGAUUAGCCACGGUCAGCUCCAGUGACAAGAAGUUGGGUAUCAAGCACAUGGUGCUGAGCCAGACCCUGCAGACGCUGGAGCUUGCGGGCAACAACGUCACUGAUCUCCAAUUCCUUCCUGCCCGCUUGCGCAUGGACCUCAGCAGGAACUUGGGCCCUGUGCGCGUCUCCCCAUCAGCCCUCGAAUAUGCCACAAGAACUGACUUGGAAGUCGACCUAACACACACGGAGCUUGCCAACGUUGAGGAGGUCCGGCCAUUUCUGACGAAGCAGCUCCCGCUAGAGCCAGACAGGUCCUUCGUCAACGAAACAGGCGGCUACGUUUGCUCACAGUUCGCUGCGUCGACGCUGAAGGUCACCCCAGACAGAUUCAUGCCCUCGGAGAUGUGCGUUUGCCGAGCAGGCUAUUUUGGCACAGGAACGUCGUGCAAACCUUGUCCAGAAGAUACCUUCUCAGACAGUGACGGGCAAGAGGUGUGUCAAGCGUGCCCUGCGCACAGUCAUUCCCAAGCAGCAGCAUCGUCUCUGGAUUCUUGUGACUGUGACUUUGGAAAGCCCAAGCUCCAAAACGGUCGCCGGCAAUGUGUUUGUGGCAGGCACACCGCGCUUUCGCAUGGGGCGUGCGCUCCAUGCAGCAAGCUCCAUUUGCAGUGCAAUGGCACCGGCCACAUCGCCGAGGAGGCUUUUCCCGAGUCUGGCUACGCGCGGCUUGCGACGGCCGGCGUCUUCCGAUGCUUGCAUGCAUCUCGCUGCCCCGGUGCGCCUGACUGUGCAACCG